Haliotis rufescens (red abalone) is the source of this 2355-nucleotide messenger RNA. RefSeq names its product receptor-interacting serine/threonine-protein kinase 1-like. Gene Ontology annotation, molecular function: protein binding. NCBI's taxonomy places the organism in Eukaryota, Metazoa, Mollusca, Gastropoda, Lepetellida, Haliotidae. The record is from RefSeq and is a predicted model, not a curated record. The transcript is spliced from 6 exons. Gene Ontology annotation, biological process: signal transduction. The coding region runs from base 208 to 960 and encodes 250 amino acids.
UAUUCGGACCAUUGAUUUUUCGAAUCAGUAGGCUUCCAUGUUUUCGUAUGUUCUUAUUUUGGGAAAACCCAGGAUAUCAUCAUCAAAAUAUCGACAAGUGUCUUAUGGGACAAUAAACAAAGGAAAUCAUCACUUGUGGAUGGGAUGUCCUGUCUCUAAAUUGAAUAUCCUGUGGACCAUUGUGAGACAUAUUACUAGCGCCUCAACAUGUCCAGGAACCAAGGUGCCAGAAGAGCCGGAGGCCACCCAAUAUCUAUCAACGGAAUUCUUGACAAUGCCAUGAGGGCAGUGAAAGAUGCACAGAUUGCUGUUGCCCAGAUACAGAACAUCUCCGACAUAGACAAAGCCCCGCCCUACAUCUCUCCUAACACCUCUUUGGUGAACCCUAUGACUGGGGAGAGGAUACCUCCCACUGGAGCCUCUUCAUCAGCAUCUGCCGCCAGACAACCAGUAACCAAAGAUAACUCAGCAAUUAAAAUGACAGAUGGUACACUAAUCAACAUCGUGGCCUGUCAGAAUGUACAGAUCGGCCACUACAACAGGAUGUACGUCCAGACAGGACGCCAGCAGAACCAGGAGGUGGAAGAGGACUCAUCCUCUGAUUCUGACAACUUUGACAAUGAGGAAGACCUACAGGAGCAGGUGCGGCAACGGUGUCUGGCUGAUGAGGAAACAGCUGAAAUACUUAGAGAUUCGCAUCGCCAGGUCUCAGAUGUUGAGCUCCAGCGAUUGUCUCGUUACGUCGGUGGCUCGUGGAGGCGAUUAAUUCGGCUGUUGGGGAUUGAGGAGUCAGAUGUGGACUACAUUUUCCACACCCACCAGAGCGACGGUCUUGAAGAGGUCAUAUACCAGCUGCUGAAGAAGUGGAAAAUAGGAAACAAUAACCCCACAGUUGGCGACCUCAUCGCAGCGCUGGAGAAAGCCGAGAUGGGUCGAUUAUUGAAACACCUGAAGCCUUAAAACCUUUCUUAUGUGUUCUGUAUUUCCUGAAAUAACCACCAACUUUCCAAAGAAACGAGAAUUUUAUUUUGUCAGUGAUGAUUUUGUCAAUAUUUUGCUUGUAUGACUAAAUGCAUUGCCCGUCUUUAAGUGAUGGAAUGUUAUUGGAAUGUUUCUAAAAUAAUUUAUACCCCCUGGCACAGCCUGUUGCCAAUGCCAAUACAACUGAUGUGUUAAAAGAGGAUUUUGUGUUUAGGGGGGUGUGCUAAUUUCAGGAAAUAUGGUAUUAAGAAGUUUAUGAAGUGAAAUAAUUCAGAUUUUUUUUUCAAAUAGGAUUGAGUUAUUGCAAGAUUAAUUACAGAUUGAAAGGUAUUUUCUCUGUUUCAAUGGUUACGGAUGUUUGCGUAGAUCCUAUGAAUACGAUUGACCAAUGGGAAUUUUUGUAUUGGUUUGAAAAUUAUCAACACCCAGCUAGGACUGGAGUGUGAUGAUUCAUCAUGUUCAUAGCAAAGUGUUUGCACGUCCAGAGAGUGAAAUUUUUUGUUUUGAAUAACGAAAAAUAAGAAUUAUCAUCAUCAUUUUUUGUUUAAAAUAAGGAAAUAAUCAAUGCCUUUCUUGUUAUUAACAUUGUGAAUGUUCCAAGCUUAAAUUGCCUGGUAUAUGGAUACAUUCAUUGUGUUUUAUGAUUGGACUUGACUUAUCUUUGCAAUGUUGACACCAAACUCCAUCCCAGUGUGUGACUCCUUCGAUUACCCUCCCAGUAUCAUCGCUGCCAGUGUCAACGCUUCAUCGCAGGGAAGUGCUGUGACUGGUGGCAGCAAUAGUAUAGAGAGUCUCACAAAUGGACUAGCACUGUGAGGAGCUUGUGUUGACACAUGGCUUCAGGAGAUAUUAUAUUUCAGAUAGAUGUUAUUCGUUUUGUUGCUGCUUAUUGUUAAAAAAGUUUAAUUUGAACCUGCCAACUUCAAAUUGUCUUUGUUUUAAAAAACAGUUUCAUUCCUCAACAGUGAUGUAUCCUGGGAAGAAUUGAUUAUUGACAAGAAACUUGAGGUCAGGAGGUCCCUGUUUCUUAAAGUGGUACUACUUCCGCACAUAAAUAUACACCUCCUCCCUGGGCAGUCCGGGUUAGAACAGGUCCCCAGCAACUGAUGCUUGCUGUGUGAUGUGACUUCAUGGAUCACGUGGUCAGCCCAGGUGACAUGGUUGAUUAUGUGUCAGCGUUCCCUGAACGUGGGGAUUGUUGCUGAGUUGUAUCACCUGGCACCCUGGAUCAUCGAUUCAUCCUGAUGAUUGUUUUGAUUUUAAGUCACAUCCCACUGCUUGCAUCUUCCCGAGGCAAGAGAGUUAACUGACUUUAAAAGUCCAGUUUCCACCCUUACCGAACUAGGCUGGAAGUCCUGGGCUCGAUCGUAGGGC